Protopolystoma xenopodis is the source of this 1506-nucleotide messenger RNA. Lineage: Eukaryota; Metazoa; Platyhelminthes; Monogenea; Polystomatidea; Polystomatidae. The record is from the annotation of a GenBank genome assembly.
AUGCCAAAGGACCAGGUGAUGCAGCUAUCUUCUGGACCAUUCGAGGCAACACAAAGCCCCGAUACGACUCAGGUCUCCUUCUCCUGCAACCAACACGACGACACUCUGGCUGGGCUGAUGGACACUGGCAGUACAGCUUCAGACGUUGGUGACAAAACGCUCGAAAGUCCGUCACAUCCGAACGACGCCACGGACUUGGCUCAUGAUGACACUUCCAAAGAGAUGUCGAUUGGAGUUCAGGCUGGCACAGCCUCCUUGGCCUGGCCGAUGAUUGGAGUCGGCUCAGGCGCCUCAUGCAAAUGGGCCUCAUUGUCGGGCCUGUUGGCCUCGUCGCCCACGCUUGAGUUGGACAGCGGACUUCGACACGCCCUCAAUCAGUUGGAGCCGCUUCACUAUUCUCCCUCACUUCCGCCAAGUGUGAAUCCCAUGCAGUUGGCUCUGCCAGCGCCGCACUCCAAGCAGACCGCAGAGACGUCGAGUCGUCCCAGCUUCUGCGAGGGCGGCCGGUCGGUGGAGGCGAAGCGACUGGUCAAGUCACAAACGCGAUUGCGAAGCCCUCGGCCUGUGUCUCAAACCACCUACAGCUCGUUCGAGACUCGUCGGGCUCAAGAGUCCGACGAGCUGGGCCUGUCGGCGUCGGUGAAACGGUCGCGUCCUUUCGGUCGGUCCGAGAUGGCACUUUUGCAGACGCAGCCGGGCUCCUAUCGGGCCAAAGUGGCCCAAAUUCCCGUCAGUAGACUGUUCGCCUCGGCUGUAGGCCCGACAUUCCACCAUUUGGCCGAUUCGUGGAUCGGUAGUCGGGCUUCUGUGUUCGCCUCUGGCGGUGUGGGCCCGCCCAUGUCGGCCAAGACUCGUCUUCUCAACCGACUGCGUCGACCUCCGUCGCUCGGCAUGAUUGCCUGCCUGCGAGAUUCGCCCGGACCGCCGGGGCCUUCGUUGAACGAUGCCGAGGCCGAUCGGAUGUGUCGGCCGGCCGGCGCUUGGCGACACGAUCUGCACGAAAUUCAAGACGCCUGGGACGAACAGAUGACCGGUCUGGGACUGCUACAGGACGCCUGGCAACCGAGCAUCACGGACCUCGCUGCCGACGGGCUUGGCGGUCCGGACGUGUGCUGGCGGUGUAGAGCGGAGGAGACGAGGGUAUCCGCCUCCCCGGGAGGGGGGGCCAGUUUGCCUCGGCCUGACGACACCGGUCUUGGCGACGCUACCGGUGAGAGCGUUGCUGAGGCAGGUGAGUCUGACAUGGAGUCAUCCAGACUGUUGCCAUCUGCUUUGACACAUUCGGGCCACGAGAAUGCUGAACGGUCAAGCUCGGUCUGGGUGGCCGGGUGGAAUGUCACAAAUCUGAUUCAGGGAAUUGGCAUUCUCGGAGUUCCAUACGCUUGUGUCGGAGCCGGCUGGAUGUCAAUUCCAGUCAUCAUUGCCGUUGCAAUGAUUUGCUGCUUUACUGGCCGUCUGCUGGCAGAAUGUCUCUAUCAGCCAAUUGGCGAAAUUGACAAACGGUAA